Molecule: messenger RNA, 1028 nt
Organism: Musa acuminata AAA Group (dessert banana)
Lineage: Eukaryota; Viridiplantae; Streptophyta; Magnoliopsida; Zingiberales; Musaceae
Product: chaperonin-like RbcX protein 2, chloroplastic
Exons: 5
Coding region: 82-879 (265 amino acids)
Biological process (GO): ribulose bisphosphate carboxylase complex assembly
Molecular function (GO): protein folding chaperone
Source: RefSeq, a predicted model, not a curated record
GCCGAAGGCCGAUCUCCACCUCACAAAUUUGUUUGGCAGAGGUUGAAACGAAACCUCCUCCUCCUCCUCCUCUUCCUCCCCAUGUGGGCAGGUGCAUUCCCUCUCCGCCAGAUAUAUCUCUCUCCUCUCCUCUUCCCACCAAACUCCUCUCUUCCGCUCCAUCAUAAAUUACCGGAAGAUUUCCCUCCAACUAUUCCACCUUCCAUCUCCAACAAGACGGUAUAUUUUGAAUCGUGGAUGGCAGUUCCGAUGGCCUUCGGGGCCGUCGCCGUCGACCCCCUCCCUUCCCCCUGCCUCUGCGUCGACGCCCUCAACUACGGCCGCGGGACCGCGUGCCGAAGGCCGCCGCUGCCGUCCCGGCCGUCCGCCUCCUCGCUCGAGCUCAGCAGCUCCUUCCUCGACGCCCGGCGCGCGCGGCGUGGCCGCAUCGCGUUUGUGCUCGCGAAGAGGCAGCAGCGGAGCAGGCGACGGGGCGGAUUGGUCGUGGUCGUGGACGAGCUGGGCGGGCAGUACGAGGAGGGAUUCGAUGACGUCCAUGUGCAACUUAUUAAUUACUUCACCUACAAAGCAUCGAGGACAGUUCUCCACCAGCUGUAUGAAAUGAACCCACCCAGUUAUAGGUGGUUCUACAAUUUUAUCGCAAAUAAUAAACCGACUGAUGGUAAACGUUUUCUUCGUAGCCUGGCAAAGGAGAAGCAAGACCUUGCAGAAAGAGUGAUGAUAACGCGCCUCCAUCUAUACGGCAAAUGGAUAAAGAAAUGCGACCAUGCAAAAAUGUAUGAGAAAAUUUCGGACGAGAACUUACAGCUGAUGCGUGAGAGGCUAAUGGAGACCGUCAUUUGGCCAUCAGAUGACACAAACAUGGAGAAAAUUGAUUGAUUCGCAACGUGUGUGUGUGUGUGUGCUCACCUUAGUUUGUAGUUUAGCAAAAAUCAAAUCUUUAUGUCCCGUUCCGAUGGUUUUUGUAUAUAAUGUUUUACGAUCUGAUAAUAGAAAUAUAGGUCUCGGUCAUGCGACCUGUUUAAGCA